UCUCAUUUGUUUGUCUGUUGAUAAGGUUUUGAAAAUUUUCAAUUUCAUUUUCGGUUGCAAAUCCUGGAACCAAAUUGAAAAAAGCAAAUAUAGCAAUGUUAUCAUCAAGGUUAUUGUUGGGACGUUUUAUUCGUUCAACAAUGAUAAUUGGAAAUGAAUUUCAUCAUCUUGCUCCUGCUGUAUCAUCAUUUCAUCAAAUUAUCCAUCAUCCACCGCCAAUGAUAACAAUACCAAUACGAUCAUUAGCGAAAGGAAAAGAUCGUAUCCGAGAGAAAAAUCGAACCGAUCGACCAAAAGUAGUGUUGACUGAUGAUGAAAUGGAACAAGUUUUGCAAUAUGAUGAACUUCGGUCGCAAAUCGAUGAAAUCAUUGAUGAAUUUAAAAAUGAUUUGAAAUUAAAUUUCAAUAUUAAACUCAACCCACGUGUGAUUGAAAGUUUGGAAAUAUGCUAUGAAGGAAUGCGAGUUACAUUGGGUGAUAUUGUCAAUAUUGUCCGUAAACAAAAUGAUCUUAUUAUUAACCUAUCGGCCACACCAUCGGCUGUCAAACCAGCCUUGCUGGCUAUUCAAGAAUCAGGUCUGAACUUAAAUCCACAACCAGAUGGUAAUGUAAUCUAUAUACGAAUGCCACGUAUAACCACCGAACAUCGUCAACAAUUGAUCAAAUCGGUUCGAUUAGCCGGACAAAAAGUCAAAGACCAAAUCAAAGAUAGAAAUUUGCAUAAAAAAUUUAUGGAAAAGGAUUUAAAACGAUUGAGCAAAGAUUUGGUGAAUGAUGCUCAAGCUAAUUUAAAUUAUUUUAUUCGAAAUAAGUGUGCCGAAAUCGACGAAAUUGUACGACACAAAGAAGAAUCAUUAACCGGAUGAUAUUAUUAUAAUGUUUAUUAUCAAUUUUUAGUGCAAAAAUUAAUUAAAAAAUGACUUUAUUUUUAAAAA
This is a messenger RNA of Dermatophagoides pteronyssinus (European house dust mite), 935 nucleotides long. RefSeq names its product mitochondrial ribosome recycling factor 1 (gene mRRF1). Gene Ontology annotation, biological process: translation. The record is from RefSeq and is a predicted model, not a curated record. Gene Ontology annotation, cellular component: mitochondrion. Gene Ontology annotation, molecular function: ribosomal large subunit binding. Lineage: Eukaryota; Metazoa; Arthropoda; Arachnida; Sarcoptiformes; Pyroglyphidae.